GUAUUAUAAUAAUUAGCGAUGCUAAUCAUUGCUAAGUAAUUUACGAUUUUCUAUUUAUUAACUAACAUCCGCUUUAAUAUGAAACACUUAACGUGACGUUGAUUCAUUUUAAUUAAAUAAAAGUCCGCCGGUGUAAACCAUUCCUUUCGCCAGUCAUCGCAGCCAUUUUUUUUGCUGCUAUGGCCUACGGAUAACGCUCCUAGCCAGUAACUUAAAUUCAUGAUUAAAAUUAACACGCCAUUGAGUGGGACUUUGGGACGUAAUUACGGAGAACAUAAUAAAAUUACUUAAUACAUCGGGCAAAAAUUGACGGUAAAAAAAGAUAAAAUUAUUUACAUGGAGACUGCGGGGGAUAUAAACACUUUUAUUUUUAAUUCCUUGGGAUCCACGGAAGAAAAAAAAAAUUAACUUGAAAGAGAAUAGUUUUCACUGGUGUGCAACUGCUGCUGUCGUCAUGUUCACUUUGGCUUCUACUCCGACGGGCAAAUCGGCAAGUUAACAAGAUUAUUAAUUGGAUAGUGACUAGUGAGUGAGUAAAAAUGCGGAAUAAAUUAAGUGCAAGGGAUCGAGCAUUUCAGUAUAAGAAGGAGGGGUUUUACUGUACAGAUAAUAGCACGGUUAUGUGUAAGUUUUGCAACACGAAAGUUUCGUGGGAUCGAAAAGACACGAUUGAAAAACAUUUAAAGUCGGCAAAACACGUGGCGUCAUUAGCAGCAACAAAAGAAGAGACUACAAAACUACAAACAUCAGUUGCAUCAUGCUUUAAUAAAGUUGUCAAAGACAAAAAAUCGGCAGAUUAUCUUGGAAAACGUGUCACAGAAACAUUUGUAAAGGCUAACAUACCACUUGAGAAACUUAACAAUGAACACAUGGUGAACUUCAUGAAUGAAUUUAUUGAAGGAUCUGGCGCAUUGCCUUGUGUAAAGACUUUGCGAGAAAAGCACCUUCCCAGAUUAAAUAUGGAAAGGGAAGAAAACAUCAAGGAGAAGGUCAAAGGAAAGCACCUUGCGGUAUGCUGCGAUGAAACAACAGACAAACAAGGUCGGUGUGUUUUCGUUAUAAUCUUCAAGAUUAUAGAAGCCAGUCACCAAGUUGAAAUCGUAGUAGGUGAUGUCCACAUUCUUGAAACAGCUGAUGCAAAAAGUUGUUCAAGAGCUAUUCUUGAUUCUUUGAACAAAUAUAACAUUAGCUGUAACAGUGUCCUGGCCUUAGUAUCAGACUCAGCCCGAUACAUGGGGAAGUGUUUUGACACACUUACCAACUUGAUGUCGGACAAUGUUGUAGUGAUUCAGUGUUGGGCGCACAAACUCAAUCUGAUUUUGAAUGUUCUGGGAAAGCACCUUCCUGAACUUCAAAAUGCCACUUCCAAAAUCAAGAGUGCGUUCCUGAACACUCGAAAGAGAAAGCAUCUGUUCCGGCAAUUUCUGGAUGAUAAAUAUGAAGCUGGAAGGGUUCCACUGUUCCCAAUGCCAGUCCUCACGAGAUGGUCUUCGUGGUACGAGUCUGUAGCCUAUGUAUCCGACUACAUAGAAGCUAUUGUUGAGUUCAUGAAGAGUGACGACAUAGCAUCAGUUAGCAAUGUUGGAGUUCAGUAUUUGGCAAGUUUGUCACAGGAACAGGUCCUUAAUGUUAAGGUGCAGGCUGCCUUCAUCAAAGAAACAGCAAAGGGAAUUGUUGACUUGACGAAGUUGUUGGAAGGGUCAUCAUAUCCUUGUAGCAACAUUUUGUGUGGUAACCUACGCAAAGUUGAGCAAGUUUUGCAGCUUGCUGAAGCAGGAAAUUUUGGCGAAGAAACAAGUUUAGCACUGCAGUCGUGUGGAAGAGAUGUUGCAAAAGCUCAGGUUAAAUCUGCCUUAGUAAAAGCUGCAUCACAUGGAUACACUAAGCUGCUAGCUUUAAUUUCAAGUGAUCCUGCAAGUCAUCUUUAUUCUGAACUGAGUGUUUUUGACCCUGCACAGAUUUUAAUUACGGAAGUAACAAAAGAUCUUGGUAAAAAAUUGAAUAAAAUGGCAUUGUUCAAGGACUGCGAUGAAAGUCAAUUGCUUCAAGGCUAUAAAGAGCUUCAGUUCUUGGUGAAGAAACAGUUAGGAGACAAAAGUGAUGCAUCACUGGAUUUGAUUGCAAUAUUAUUGUCUCUUUCUGUAAAUCAUCCAGAAUUUUCUAAGGGUGCUUUGAAAAGUGUAUGGUUGCCAUGUGCAAAUGCAGACUGCGAACGAUUUUUUUCUAAGUACAGUUCUGUUCUAAGUGACCAACGACAGCGCCUUAAUGCUGAAAAUGUAGCUAUUCUCAGUGAAAUCUAUUUUGAAGGUUGAACACUGUUUUAGUGUGUUAGUUGUAUGCCAUGUCUAUGUGUUUAGUGUUACAUAUGUAUUCAACUUUGCAGCUGUAAAUAUUAUGUAUUGUGUUUUAUGAUCUGUGACAAGCAGGAAACUGUGAAUUUUUUUGAUAAGAGCAUUACUAACAAAUAUAGAAGCUAAAAUUAUGUACAGAUAUUACGAUAAGUAAAUAAUAAUUUCCUCAUUGUAAAGGCUUUAAGAAUGUUUUUACAAGUAUCUCUGUAUCAAUAUAUAAUGUUCAUAUUAAUUUUGACUGUUAAUUUUAGGAAUCCACAAAAAAAUCACAUUGGUGAAAACACCGAAAUGAAAACACCGCUUUUAAGAAUUCAAACCACCGCUUUUUGCACUUUCAAAACGACGACAUUUUCCAGUCCCUAAUAAUUGUACAGUAGAACCCCGAUUAUCCGUGUUAAUGAAGGGGACGAGUGAGUCGGAUAAUCGAAAAUCGCGGUUAGCCGAGUCAUGCUUGCCUCAAAGGUCAUUAGCCCACAGACAACCAUCUGUGGACAUUCGGAGAUUACAUAUAAAUAACGACCCUAAUCUCGGGAACCGUGAGGGGUCGUAUCUAUUCUCCGUUCACUCUUAGCUGAGUUUUGAAAUAAAAAACACCGUCGUAUCACUGCGCCGCGUCAGCUAGUGAUAGGCUGAAUUUAUCUUGCGUGCCAAGCACUAGUUGCAACACACACAAACUUCAGUACAGUCGGUGCUAAUAAAAUAACGGAGAAGUAAUAUAACAGGAAAAUGGUGCCGUGACCUUUCACGACACAAAAGGAAACAAUGUUUAUUUUUUGAAUAAUCGAUAAAAUAGCACCGUAACGUAAGACAACAAUAUGAUAGUGUUACGAUUUGGUACUCACCUAAUCACUAUCUGGCAGUGGUGCUAUCCCUUCCAGACUUGAAUCAGACCUACCACCACUAUCUUCGACACUACUGUCGUCACUGUCAACGAGAGGAAUGA
Molecule: messenger RNA, 3294 nt
Organism: Bacillus rossius redtenbacheri
Lineage: Eukaryota; Metazoa; Arthropoda; Insecta; Phasmatodea; Bacillidae
Exons: 2
Coding region: 540-2312 (590 amino acids)
Source: RefSeq, a predicted model, not a curated record